AAGCAAGAACCUUCCGUAAGGUUUACAGAGAAAACAUACCUUUUUAUUUACGGCUAAAUUUGAAUAGUUUGAAUUUGAAGUAAAAAAUAGGCGAUAAAAGAUUUCCGGAAGCUAAAUGAUGUAAACAAAAUGUCGUUUCUAGCCGCUGAACUCAAACUAAAUUAUGGAGCUAUUUGUUGAAAAUUGUUAAUAAAGAUUUGAUGAGACCACAAUUGAUGGAAGAACAUGAUGGCAUAAUAAGAGAACCCAAAGGCUUCACUGAAUAUGAAUGAGUCAGGAAUUGAUUUGAAUUUACCAAGUAACUCUUAUGACUUGCUGGAGGCGCAUCAGGCCAUUGAACAAAAGCGUCUUUUGCAGCGAUUCAAAGAGCUGCGGCAAUGGCAGCAGCAGCAACAGGAACAGCUCAUGCUACAGCAGCAGCAACAGUUAAAGGCUUGGCAGGAAGAGCAAAACAAAGUUCAGACAUUGAUUGCUACUCAGAGAGGGACUUCAUGGAGCCAAGUCCUCAGACCCAACAUGGGCAGUCACACAUCUCCAGUGUUGACUCCCCCUGUCAAACAGCAGCGCAUUACUGAAUCUACAGUUACCAUGAUGGAUUCCACAGAUGCCAGUCUCAUGCAGACAGCUGGUGUGUCUGAAGACAGUGGAAUGGCUUCCAUGCAAGAUACUUUAAAAAGCCAAGGAACUCUUCCCAAGCCAGUCAUGUACAUUGAUCCCAGCAAGAUCUACAACAUUAAUGAUGAGGAUCGGUACACCAGUUCAGAGCUGUUCAGCAAUCCAGGGUCUACAGAGGACCAGCUUGAUAUCUUAAAAGAAGACCACAAUCCUCAGAUCCCUGACUGGAUGUCAGACACAAGUGAGAACUUUGUUCCCCUAAUACUCCCACCUCCACGGCCGAUGGACAACUUGAGAAAUGAUACUCUGGGUAGCCAACUAGCUGGCUUGGAUCAUCUCCUUAAUACAGUCCCAGCAGGAAUAUUGCAGCAGAUGUUGAAAUUUCUGCCAGGAAAGACCAGGACAGAGUCUUCUAUUCUCUCCACUAAUGAAGUGGAGUUGUCUGCCUCUCCUACUUUACCUGGCCCAGGUCAACAAUCAUGGGCCAGGAAACUUCACUUUAUACAACCAGAGCCACCACCAAACCCAGCAGCACCGCAGAUUCUAGGGUCAGGGCCAUUACCAAAAGACCAGACUCACUCAUCCCAGCUGUCUCAGAAGGACGCUCCCAAAGCCUUGAAACUUUCAGAAGCAGCAGCAAUCCACAAGUCAGAAGUGAAUGUUGCUUUCAUUCCUCGUGCAUUCACUUUCAAUGAUGAUGAUGAUGAUGGCGAUGAGGAUGAUGAUUGCGAUCCAAGAAGAUUUUCUAGGAUAACAGAGGAAAAUGAAGAAGACCUUUGGAAUGAAGAGCAUGAUGAGGUUGACUACAGUGAUAAUGAGUAUGGAGAACAUAAUGUCACAGCUCAAGAGGUCAGCAAGAUAAAACCUGAUGAUCGACCAAUCAAAGGUGCUGGAGACACUAAAUCUUUUGAACAACUUCUUGAGGAGAAGCUCAAACAAGAAGAGGGAAAGGAUGGAGAUGAAAACAUAACUAACUUAGAAAUCACUGACAGGAAAAAGUCCUUCCUUAAAAGGGGGGAGGGCAUCUCUAGGUUCAAAGGACCACCCAAGAAAGUGUCAAAGGUCAAGUCAGGAUCUAAAUCUGCAGUAGCCAGCGCUUCUCUUAAGUUGACAGAAGCUUCAAAGCUGAAACAGAAUACUUUGAAACCCACAGUACCACCAUCUGAGGGUGAAGAGAGCAUUAAGAAAACUUCUGUGGGGUCAAGGCUGAAAAGCUUUUCUAAGUCAACAUCUAGCCUCCCUGCUGUUGAAAGGAAAGUUGUUUCUCUGGCCUCAAAAAAUGCUCAGCAAGAUGGACGAUUAAAAUCAGGUAACAUCCAGCAAAACAAAAAUGGUUACCUCUCACAGGAUUGUUCUCCCAACUUGGAUUUGAUCCGAAAUGCAGCCAGUCGCAAAGUGGAGGAGCAGAAGCUCAGAAACAGGGAGGCUGUGUCCACACUUCAUAACCCAGGAAUGGAUCACAUAAAUCAGAUUCGACAAACUUUACUCAGCAAUGUUGGGCGUUCACCUUCGCUUGAGUCAAGGUCAACUCAUGGGGAUGGUGACUCUACAGAAUUAGACAGCCUGGCUGAGUUUGAACUCCUGGAGGAUGCUGUUGAUAACAUCAGUUUCUGUAGUAACUCUAGUCUCAUAAAGAAGUUAUUGAAUAACGACAAACAAGGCCAGAAGGAGGCUAUAAAUAGAAUCAAAUCCAAGACAGAACAAAAGAAAUCAUUAGAGAGACAUGAAGGAAAUGAUAGUGACGAGGACACUUUGAGGGAGAUCACUGAUGAAGAUGUUGAUCCUACGGAAACAGAAAAUAAGAAUAACAGUUGUCAGAAAGGACAAGGGAGCUUAUCGUCUGUUUCCAAGAUGUCAUUGGAUCAGCUUGAUUUACCCGACAUAAAUAGAGAUUUUAAUACUGUAUUGAAUUCCAGCGAUUUGCACUCAUUGGGUGUUAUUGUUGAAUCCCAAUCAACAGCUCUCCCUCAGUCACCUUCUAAAGUCAUGACUAGAAAGAUUGCUCCCAUGACCUCUAGGUACAACAAUGCCACAGACACCUUAUCCAUGCUGAAAGCUUUAUCCUUGCAGGCUGGUAUUUUAACAUCCACUGCUGUCACUGAUUCUGGUAAUGGCCUUCGGUCAUCUCUUUCCUCAUCUCAACCCAAUUUGAGUACAGGAUUCCUCCUCGACAAGGCUAGUCCUGACUUCAGAUUAAUUCCUCCUUCAAGUUUGGAAAGUCAAUCAGAGCAAACUUUAUUAAAACAGGUUAAGCCUACAUUUCAACCCAUCAACCCUCCUCCCAAUCAGUUUCUUAGUACCAGCAACAAAGAACUUUCUAAUGCUAACGCAGAAAGCAAAAGUUCACAGAUUGGUUCUGUUGACUUGGGUGAUAAAACCAAAGCUGCUGGUCAGAAAGCCUAUGACAGCCAUCGUUAUGGGAUGAUAGAUACUGAUGAUGAUGACUUGAGUGAUUACAACCACUAUGAGGAAUCUGAGGAGAGUGAGGAAGAAAGUCAUCUCUCUGGCAGAGAUAAUGAUGCUCAGCAUUUAGGGAAAGCAUUGGAACAGCAAAGUGGCCCCGCUGUGAAGAGAUUUGAUGAUGAGUCAUCAUGGGUUGAGGACAGCUGUGAUGAUGAGCCGACAUGCAUCAAACCUUUGACCACGUCAGUUCCAGUUCCGUCCACGCCACCUACAUCAAAGCUAGUCUCCAGACUUUUCCCCAAGUUAAAACCCAAACCAAGCGCUCAGGAAGAAAAGAACCAAGAGGUCUUGCAGUUGGCCUCAACACAGCCAGUGCAGUCUGAUGGAGUCCAGUCCAGAAUUCUCAGAGAAAAACUGAAGGAGCUGGAAGUGGAAAUUGAAAGAUUUAGAUCAGAGAAUGCCAAUCUUGACAAACUGCGAAGAGAAAGGGAAGAGGGCCUGGCCAAACUAAAACAAGAAAUAGAUACUUUCCAGAAGGAAAAGGAGAUGGAGUUAAAAAGGUUGGAAGACUUUAAAGCUGAGGAAAUGAAAAAAAUCAAAAGAGAAAGAAAAUUGUUUGACAAUUAUCAAAGUAAAAUCAGAUCCAUGCCAGACAAGAGAGACAGAGAGGAGAUUGAAAUGCUUCGUAAUCAGCUUCAAGAACUGCAGGAUGAGUUGAAACGUAAAGAGAGCAGAUGGAACUCUAGCACAGCAAGACUGAAGAACAGGAUAGCUGAGCUGGAACUUGAGAAUGGGGAAGUGAAAGAAGAAAUUCGUAUUCUGGAGAAGAAGAGAUUGGAAUGGAUGACAUCACAGAGUAAUGCCAAAGUCAGCCAGGCUCAGACCAAUGGAAAAGCUGGUACUGGGGACUUUGGGAAGUCUGUCAGCCCAUCACCAAGGAGCAGCACACCAACCAGAGAGACAGGACGUAACAAAGAAACUAGUGGACAAGUUGCCCAGACUUCCUCCUCCAAAUCUUCAAGCACAUCCUCAACUGCUGUUCCAAGUCUGGCUGGUAACAAAAAGAAACUUCUUGUUAACUCCAGCAGUCAAUCCUCUUCCAACAGUCCUGCUCCCAGCUCUGAGCCUAAGGUACAAAGUGCACAGCAGGUCAACAUGGCAGCAGACACCAUGCAGACCCAGAAGACAUCAGUCCCUGUUAUGAUGGACAACACUCUGCCUAGCUGCACUCAAUCAUCCAGCAUGCCUGGUGCCCAAAAUUAUUCUGGGCCCUCAUCCGGUGCUAGGUCUGCAGCCAUGAUUGCCAUGGAGAAAGCUGUAGUGGACAAGGGAGAUGUGACAGCUUUUAAAGAGAGCCGCCACCCAGAGGGCAAGGUUGAGAAGACUUACAAAACAGGUGCUAAAGAAAUUCAUUUUCCCAAUGGCACUGUCAAGGAAAUCUCAGCAGAUGGACAAACUAUAAUCUGCAGACUGGCCAAUGGAGAUAUUCGCCAGAUUUUUCCAGAUCAUAGAGUGGUGUACAUUUUUGCUGAAGCUGAGAUACUGCAGACAACAUACUCUGAUGGCCUGGAAACAUUUGAGUUUAAAAAUGGUCAGACUGAGAAGAGAUAUCCUGACGGUACAGUUGAGAUCAUCUUCCCUUCCAAGGAUGUGAAGUAUCUUUUCCCAGACGGAGGUCAGGAGGUCAUUCUGACCAAUGGCACAGUUAUGCAGUACAACACUAAAGGUGAAAGAACAGUGGAGUAUCCCAGUGGAGACAGAGAGAUUCAUACAGCUGAAUUUCAGAGAAGAGAAUUUCCUGAUGGUAUUAUUAAGACUGUGUAUGCUGAUGGCAGACAUGAAACCAGAUUCCCCAAUGGAAGGGUUCGUCUGAGAGACAAGUCAGGCACAGUCAUCAUGGACCAAAUUGUGUACAGAUGAUAAAAUGAAAUGUGUGUAUGUUCUUGAGUGUGUAACUUUGGAAUGUGUGAUGCUGUCAAUCAUAAAUUAUAAAAUAGUCUUUGGCAGUGUGGGUCAAUAAGUUGUAGAUAAGUGACCAAGUUACUUUUUUAUUGACCUUCUUGUUACUGUAAUUAAUUAGUUUUAUUUAUUUUGUAAUCACUCAAAAUACAUUUUUUUUUUUUGUAAUUAAGAACAUCUGAAGUGAUUGGGGACAGAACAAAUCAAUGUAGGGGAAUGCUAAAGGUGCCCAUUUAAAAGCAACUGGACUAUUGGCUUUGGCACAGAGAUGUAGAGAUGAGUAGGUUGAUGCCCCCUGUUUUCUGUGUUAGGGCAUUUAGUGUACAUGAGAAUGAGAAAGGUGGUUGUCCUCUCUACUUUAGUAUCAACACUCAUGACAGGAUAAUGUUGAAGCAAUGCCUCAUGGCAGUAGGUCAUCAUGUUGUACAGACAAUUGUGAUUUUACUAAAUAACUUGUUCCUUGUAAUAACAAAAUGCUAGGAGCAUCCUUCCUUUGAACAAAAAAAGUUACUAAUGAGAAAAAUGAACAUCCCACACAAAUCAAUUCAGUUCAAUAGUCUAGGUAGAUGUGCAACACACCUUAAAUCAUGUUGGAUGUUCAAUCAAAAUGAACAAGAAAAAAAAAUAUAGAAAAAAAAAUUGAGGAAGUUGACAACUCAAGCAUUUUUCUCCCUCCUCACCUGUACUUGUCACUUUUUGAGUUUUUUUGUGGAUGGUUAAAAAUUGUUUCUUCAGUUGACAGGAAGUUGGAGAAUUCUAUGAGAAAUGGAAUAUGACAUCCAGAACACAACUCUAAACACCACAGACAACUUUUUUUUUUUCGUAAGCGAUCUUAUGUUUAAUGGAGCUCUCAUCUUCAAGUACAUACUUUUUUUUUUAAAGUCUUGAUUUUGUAAAUUUGAAUAUUUCACUGUGUGCUAUGUUUGAACAAUGUCAAAAAGGUACCUCUUGUGAAUAAAAAAAAUGAAAUAAUUUAACAUAUAUUUAAAGGCAGCCAAGUCUUUAUCAACAGCAUUAAAUAAGUUAACGUUUUUAGAGACAAAAUUUGUUCAACAUAUAUUGACAGUUUUUGUCAUUAUAGAGAAAUGUUCACACAGCAUAUUUAUUUUGAUUUCAAACUGAUUCUCUCACCUUGUAAAAAGAUCUGAACAAAAUUUAUCAAAAUAUUUGACAUCAAAAUAUUAUUACUCUUUUUAUGUUGUACAUUGUAAGGCGCAUAAUUCAAACAGAUGUUUAGACAACCGGCAGCCCUGCAUAUUAAAUAGUUUUUAUGUAAAACACAAUAUAUUAGCUCAUGGUAUUUUUUUUAAAGCAUCUUUGCUUUAAUGAUCUGAAUUAUUCAACUAUAUUUUAUAAAGUUUUUGUUGCAAUUUGCAAUUGCAAUUGAAGUUUGACUUUAAAAAUAAAACAUUUUUAUUUCUGACUCCACUAUUAAAAAUAUACUUGCCCCAGAUUUUUAUAUCCAUUUUGAAUGCCCACCCUCACAUUUUAUGUAAUUGUAUUUGUUUCAUAAUUAUUUACUUCUCAUUAUAUUAAUGAGAAUGACGAAAUGCUCUCUGUUAAUAUAAUCUCCGAAGACAUCAUCUUUUUUAUUUCUUUUUAUUUAAGUCAGAAUAUUUGUGUUGUAGGAGUGGUUGAAAGGUGCAUGCAUGUAAGACUUUUUUUUUUCCCUCAUUCUGCCUUAAUGUCGAUCAUUCAAAUAUGCAUGAAUGGUGCAUUCUCUGAGUGUGCUGAUUAUGAUGAGACAUCUCAUCUCCCCUGUUUUUUUUAUUUUUUGAGAAGAUGCGCCUCACACUUGUGAAGCAUUAUAUUAAUUUAUAUUUAUUUACAUUGUUGAUAUUUUUACCUCUUCAAUAUUUUUGUCUCGUAAGGUAUCUCAUAGCUGACAAUUGCAGGUAGCUCAUAAAUGACAUUGCGCCAUACAUUUUAAAAUUUGCCUUAAACUUUUUGUUGACAAAGUUUAUAAACUUAUUUUUCAUCUAUACAUUACAAUACUGAGGCCAAAAUGUGUACAUAUGUAAUGAGUAAUGUAUUGGUGUUUAUAUUUUUAACUAAGUAUUAAUAGAAUUAUAUGCAGGAUUCUUCCAACUGCUCAUCAGAGUGGCUUACAACAGUCAUGUGGCCUCUAGUCCCUAUGAGAAAUGUCUGCCUGUUUGGACUGUUAUCAAGAUAGUCUUACUCCACUGCUAUCCCCUGCCCUCCUCAAGCUAGAAAGUAAUACUCUGCAUGUCUGAUUGAACGUCUGAAACAUUUAUAGAACAAAAAAAAGCAAAUAGUAUAAUAAUAAUAAGGCAUUGUCUUCAUUAUAUUGUCAUCUUUGUUCUAAUAGAAUAUUUCUUUGUAAAAAAAAAUACUUUUUACUAAUUAUGCAUUAUUAAAUCAAAUCCAAAAACAUUAUCUCUGUCCUGAUUAAGGAAAAUUAAUUAUACUGUAUAUCCAUGAUUAUUGUACAUUUCUAGACAAAACUAGAAGAAAAAGAAAGAUCUAUACUAGUACAUUGUGUAUGCAUAGAAUGUUGCCAGGUCUAUUGGUUCAGGUUCUGGUUAUAGCAACAAGUUUACAAGCUCAAACAGUACACUUGUAGUGGAUAGUGACUAUUUGAUGUGAACAAACUGUGAUCAUAUUUAGGCAAGUUAACUUGUACUCUUGUAUGGUUGACAUACAGCUGCAUUACCAGCCACUUAAUAUGUUAUGCUUUUUAUCACAUUUAUGAACAAACUUAGUCAAAUGAAAUUUAUUUAUUUAACACUUUCAACAUUCAAAUAAAAGUAGUUCCCCUUUCAGAUGAUGUAAAGGUAAUCUUUUUCUGUGGCCUACAUUUAACAAGGGUGUCAUGUAGCCAGCACAACGACCAACCGCCUUUACUUUCCCCCAACUAAUGUCAGGUACCCAUUAGAGCUGGGUGGACUUAGAGGCGCCCAAAGAUCCCGAAAUUAAAAAUCCCAGGACCCAGUUCAGAAGCCAUUCGCAUUACUGCUCAGCCACGGCGCCUAAUAUUAACUUAAGCAUAAAACAUUUGGCCUGCUGUGUCUAAAAUUUUGGAGAUCCCUGCUUUAUAUAAUAAUCACUAAACUCUAGAUUUGAGCACUGAUCAAAGUCUUUAUGAAUCGUACAUUUUAGAUCUAUUGUUUUCUAUUUUUUUGAGUCACAUUGCUUUUUCAUGUAAUUUUUAAAAUGUUUUUUUUUAAUAAAUCAAAACUAUAAAUAUUUCA
Biomphalaria glabrata is the source of this 8189-nucleotide messenger RNA. RefSeq names its product centromere protein J-like. Gene Ontology annotation, cellular component: centrosome; centriole; nucleus. Gene Ontology annotation, molecular function: tubulin binding. The record is from RefSeq and is a predicted model, not a curated record. The transcript has 24 exons. Bases 265 to 4938 code for a protein of 1557 amino acids. Gene Ontology annotation, biological process: centriole elongation; cilium assembly. Lineage: Eukaryota; Metazoa; Mollusca; Gastropoda; Planorbidae.